GUAGCCGGGCUUUAGCCGCUGCUUCUCGGUCCGCCAGAGGUAGUCGCGCGGAUUGAGUGACUCUCCCACUGAAUCAUGGCGGCCUCCGCUUACACUUAUCCAGGCGCUGAGAGACGACGCCACUGCCGACCCAUGGAAGCAGGUCGAGAGAGAUUGGAGGACGACGGCGUUCAGACUCUCACUUCUGUUGAGCAGACAAAGGUAGAGAACAUAGUCCAAGAUGUCUUCAACUCUUACAAGACGAACCAUCAUGACUCACAGUUUGUUUUGCAACGGGAAAAGCACUUCCACUAUCUGAAAAGAGGGCUGAGGCAACUGACAGAUGCUUAUGAGUGUCUGGAUGCUAGUCGCCCAUGGUUGUGCUACUGGAUCUUGCACAGUCUGGAACUGUUGGAGGAGCCCAUCCCAGACUCUAUAGCUUCAGAUGUGUGCCAGUUUCUGAGCCGCUGCCAGAGCCCGAGAGGAGGCUUUGGAGGGGGACCUGGCCAGCAUCCACAUCUUGCUCCGACGUAUGCUGCUGUCAAUGCUCUUUGCAUCAUUGGCACUGAAGAAGCCUACAAUGUUAUUAACAGGGAGAAGCUUCUGGAAUAUUUGUAUUCCCUAAAGCAGCUUGACGGCUCCUUCAUCAUGCACAUAGGAGGGGAAGUGGAUGUCCGGAGUGCCUAUUGUGCUGCAUCAGUGGCUUCUCUUACCAACAUUAUCACAUCGACACUUUUUGAAGGAACACCAGAGUGGAUAGCAAGGUGUCAGAACUGGGAAGGUGGGAUCGGAGGAGUCCCUGGAAUGGAGGCCCAUGGCGGAUACACAUUUUGUGGACUGGCCGCCCUGGUCAUUCUGAAAAAGGAACACGUAUUGAAUCUGAAAAGCUUAUUACACUGGGUUACAAGUCGCCAGAUGCGUUUUGAAGGAGGUUUUCAGGGCCGCUGUAACAAGCUGGUGGAUGGCUGCUACUCCUUCUGGCAGGCUGGGUUGCUACCUCUCCUACAUCGAGCACUGCAUGGCAGAGGUGAACCUGCCCUCAGUAUGACACAUUGGAUGUUCGACCAGCAAGCGCUGCAGGAAUACAUCCUGCUAUGUUGCCAGUGUCCUGCAGGGGGCCUCUUGGACAAACCUGGCAAGUCACGGGACUUUUACCAUACCUGCUACUGCCUGAGCGGGCUCUCAAUAGCACAACACUUUGGCAGUGGGGACCUCCUCCAUGAAGCUGUGCUAGGAGUGCCAGAGAACCGGCUGCGGCCUACACAUCCUGUGUACAACAUCUCCCCUGAGAAAGUGGUGCAAGCUGCGAUGUUCUUUCUGAAGAAGGCUGUUCCAAAUAGAGAGAACGAGACUGCUGCUAAUUAAGAGGGACUGCUGCACUUGUUAGACACUGCGCAAUGCAUCUUCCUCCCAUUCAGUGCAUGGUGCUACAAAAUGUUGUGGCCCUCCUGUAGCCCAUCCACGGAAUUAACUUUCUUGAUCCCUCAAAAGUUGGCUUGACUGUUGUGUGUGUCUUUUGCGAGAGCUCUGCUAGCCAUACCAAAAACGAGCAGUGGCGAGUACCUAGUAGCAGACUCGUUACGUGGUGGUGUAUAACUAGAUGUGCUGGUUGCUCGCUAGCAGGUGUGGGUUUGGGUUUCCAAAGAAAAGGAGCAUGUUCACAUUUUUAACGUUUGGCAAAGCAGCCCUGAUGUUGCACUUGCACUAUGCUAAGCAUCUUAGGAAGGCACCUUCUCUUGUAUACUGGCCUGGCUGCAGGAGAUGCCCUGACCUAGGCCCCUUGUAGACAAUAUGAGUUUUGUCCAUUAUACACUCCCUGCAGUACAGGCCAGGUACUGAGUUUGUGAAACGAAGUGUUAUAAUCAACAGGUCAGAAAUAAACAAGUUAGACAGAAUAGUUGCUGCAUCCUUGUGGACGAGCUGCUGAAUCCUAUUGGGAAAGCGGUUUUUCCCCCAUGAUAUAAAAUAGUGUCUAGAAGCCCUCUUCUGGCACUGAAAGAAGGCAGGAUUCUGGCCUAAACACUCUCUUUUGCAAAUUAAUAUUAGUCUGCCCAGGGAGGAACUGACAAUAUUGUUUGUGCAUUUUAUUAAAAAAACCUAAUUCAUUUCUUA
Messenger RNA from Sphaerodactylus townsendi, 2091 nucleotides. RefSeq names its product farnesyltransferase, CAAX box, beta (gene FNTB). Gene Ontology annotation, cellular component: protein farnesyltransferase complex. NCBI's taxonomy places the organism in Eukaryota, Metazoa, Chordata, Lepidosauria, Squamata, Sphaerodactylidae. Gene Ontology annotation, biological process: protein farnesylation. The transcript has 12 exons. The record is from RefSeq and is a predicted model, not a curated record. Gene Ontology annotation, molecular function: protein farnesyltransferase activity. Bases 76 to 1344 code for a protein of 422 amino acids.